Rubroshorea leprosula is the source of this 962-nucleotide messenger RNA. NCBI's taxonomy places the organism in Eukaryota, Viridiplantae, Streptophyta, Magnoliopsida, Malvales, Dipterocarpaceae. The record is from the annotation of a GenBank genome assembly.
CGUUUGUUCUCUCGGCUAAUUUCUCCAUUCAAUUCUUUUUUUUUUUCCCUUCAAUUUUUUCUGGUGUUUCUUGGUUUAUAUAUUUACUUUCUAAGUUGAGGAGUUCUCUCUCGUUCGAAUCCUAGAGCUGUACAGUUGAAGCUAAGGGAAAUUAAUUGUUUAAUAAAGAAAAAUUAGAGACGGAAAACAUGAAUCACUGUGCAAUUCAACAGAAGGUGAGCGCAGCACGCGAAGACAAAUGGAGCUCCGUUUCUGUUUCGGAUCUGAGAGAAACCGUCAUCUGCCCCAAACCACGUCGUUUGGGUGUUCUAAACGCAGCCAUCAACGACCACCCUCAUCCUGUCAGGUCUCUCAGAUGGCAACUCAGCCAUCAAGCAGAGAUGUGUGAUUCGAAAGCAGGGAGUGAUCUUUUGGAUAUCAUCCUCACAAAGGGUGGUCAUGGAUCUUAUGGUGCGGAACAAUCUUGCACACAUGUAGCCUCGUCGCCCCCUUUUUUAUGUGGGUCGCCGCCGAGCAGAGUAGCUAACCCGUUAACACAGGAUGCUCGAUUUGGGGAUGAUAAAAUUCCCCCUUUGUCACAGCUGUCACCAAUUCCGCCUCCUGUUGGUAUAUUAUCAUCUCCUUCCCCGUCUGCAAGGAAAGGAGGUUGCCAUCGGGCAAAUUUUGGUAACAAACCAGCAGUGAGAAUCGAGGGGUUCGAUUGCCUGGACAGGGAUCGUCGAAAUUGCAGCAUCCCUGCCCUGGCUUAGAACUCAAUUCAAUCCACAGAAGAGUACAUACAUUUAGAAGAGCUGAGGGAAAAAAAAGACUGUAAACCAGGACGAAGGUUUGAUAUCAUGAGAAGAAUUUUGAAGUUCUUAGAGAGGCAAAAAAGGGAUCCUUUGUUUAAUGUGAAUAUGUUUCCAAGGGUUCUUUGUACGUAGUUAUGUUGUCUUGUAAGUAAAUGAAGAGUUGUUUCAGGA